Messenger RNA from Struthio camelus australis, 2047 nucleotides. NCBI's taxonomy places the organism in Eukaryota, Metazoa, Chordata, Aves, Struthioniformes, Struthionidae. The record is from RefSeq and is a predicted model, not a curated record.
CCUGGGUGUGCCGGGCAUCGGCCUUGGGGGUUUUUUGCGUGCUUCCCCGCUUCCUCCCUCCACGAUAGGUGCUGUUUUCGUGGCAAGACAGAAGGCGAAACAACAGAAAUGACAAUUUUGAAGCAUUUUAAGUGAAAGGCCGGUGCUCCGGCCGCGGAAUGCACUUGGAGAACUGCUGUAGGGUUUGGACAGCCUUGCUGCCAGCACUGCGAGCAGAGGAGAGGGCUCGCCCAACAUCCGCACAUCACUCCCGGGGCUGCACAGGAGGCCAUCAGAGCACACCUGGAAUGUGGAGACUACGCCUUGUGCACGCAGUGGAAGCAGUGGGACCAGCCACGGGUAGCCUUUGUGUGGCUCCUCCUUAUUACUGAGGGUGACCUUCCUGCUGGCAUUUAAACCAUGUACCCUGUGACUUGUCAUACUGGUCUCAGAGAGGAUGGAUACAAGCUGUGACAGUGUUAUUUCAUCUUUUUGAAGUAAGCUUUCUUCUGAGCUAUGAAAUAACAGUUUCUGAAGUCAGAAGACUCUGCUUUCAGCCUGGGCUAAAAAAAAUAUAUUGGAUUAAAAAGAUAAUAAUAAUAAUGAAGGCAAACACAAGGAUUUACCAUGUCAGUAUGACACAUCUGUUCACAGUGGUUUAUACUGCACACCCCUAAUAUGGAUUUUGGAAAGCAGAGUAUGGAAGCAGCUGCUUUUAAGGAGGAGGACCAUCUGUCAGAGAAGACUGCCAAUGAUCUGACAAGUGUAGUGCCAUCUCCCACCAGAAUAACUGAGAAGGUCAUGCCUUCUUUACCCCCAGGAUGGAUUCACAACACAAGUCAGUCCUCCAGCACGCAGUUUCCACUUUCAUACAGCGCAGAAGCCAGCCGUAAGAUGGACAACAGUAGUGACUGCUCAGAUAACUUGGGCAAUGACCAAGAGUUUCCUGCAAGGCAAUUAUAUUACUUGGCCAGCUCGGAUUUUUUUCCUCAAAUGUUGGCUUCAAGUGUAACCCAGACUGGUGUUCUUGAGGCCAGUAAAACCAGUGACACCCUGGAAACAUUCAGUCGUUGUCUGCUCGCUGCCUCAGAUCCUCAGAGUCCAGGGCAGCAGGACCAAGUGAUGAGGCAACAGAUGGAGCAGCUACAAAGGCUAGUGGCUGAACAGCAGAAAAUCAUUGCAUUUUGCAACCCAGUUUCUCCUGGGAUACCUGCUCAUCUAGUUGCCAAGAUGGCAACUCUGCCGUGCUUUCCUGCUACUUUAAUCCCUGUCCAACUCCCAUCAGAAGAUUCUUCACCAGACCAGAGCCAAGACUGCUCACAGACUCGUCCCUUGAUAACGCGCUCUACUCUGCAAAGAAGAUCCCCACUGUUGGUGCCAAAUGAGAGCAGUUCAGAAAUCUCAGGAGAGCACCCGCAACUUUCAGAUUCAGGGAGAAACACAGAGCCAUUGCUUCAGCGUGCUGGGAGCCCCACAAAAAAGCUUUCCAGAGAAGAUGCUCAAGAGGAGGACAUAACAGAAAACAAAGAUAUUAGUCAAUUAGAAGAAAGAACUUUGCCUAAAACUACUUCUGCAAUCAAAGAAGAACGAAGAGAACAAGUUAAUGAGGAGAUUGUUCCAUCUCCCUUUGGUAUAAAGACGACAUUGAAGACUAGAAGCCCAGAAGAGAGGAUUGCCAAAGCAAUGUGUGUGACUGUCAAACAGAGGUUUUUCCUUUAAGACUGUAACAGUAAUGUGAACCAGAAUACCGGAGAUUAGGACUUAAUAUUUGUAUUUCAAGGACUGGAAUUCAAGGACUCUUUAUCUUGUUCUGUUCUGAUGAUAUAAAAUGAAAAGUGUUUAAGCACCCUGGUAUUCACACUAAAAAAGUGAAUGAUUUUCCUACUAACAUCCAUCAUUGGGUGAGAAAUGCAUUUUACCACAACAGGAAGCACUUUUUUAUAAUCACCUCUCUUUGUAUAGCUUUGCUUUUAAGUUUAUAAGCAGAUCAGCCUUGUGAAACUCCUUGUAUGCCAGAAUACUUCCCAUCCAGUCAUAGGUAAUGUUUUCCCACAAAUAAUUUUUACAA